AUGAAUAAUGACUCAUUCCACUACUUUUCGCAGCUGCCUCCAGAACUCCGCCGUCUCAUCUGGACACACAGUCUACCACAUCGCAUAGCAGAAGAAGACAUUCCGGUCUUCCUCCUCGACGGCAACGAAGCCCGUCAAGCCUGCUGGGCCAGGCGUAUAACGCACCAAAACGCUCAGCCGCCGACCAUCGCAUUCGUCAACCGCGAGUCUCGGCAAGUCGCGCUGGAGCACGGCCGCUGGCUGGAGUCGCAGGAGACGACGAGUCUGGAUUCGAUAUGGGUGCAGCCGCGUCGGGACGUGCUGCAUCUCAACUGGACGCGCAUGCGCUACAACGUCUGGGGCAAUGCAGACGACCCGUCGAGCCCGAUCGCCAUGUUCUUGUGGCGCGCGGAGAGCCUGGGGAUGCCGCCGUCAGUCGUGGCGGAGAUCAUUCACCCUUUCCGCUUGAAGGCGCUGCUGGAGGGCGCUGAGGGUGCGGAUGCGUCGGACAGCCCCUGGCUUCUGUAUCGCGACGGAACCAAUAACGACGUGGCGGACAUUGCGUAUUGCGCGGAAAGUCCACGCCGGCUAGAUGUCGCCAUGGCGGCGGUUUCUCUGCACAUCCCCCCGGAAGCGGCUCGGAGGUCUGGCCUGUUUGGGUUGCUGGGCGAUGCGCCUGUUCAGAUGGUCGACGUUGGCGAUGUGACUCGGUUGAGGCAAUUUCAAGCCUUAUUCGUGGAACACGCCUUGGCCAAGGAACCGGCUGUGCAAGCGCUCUUCGAAGCACUUGCAGGUUCUCGAUUCCAGUCUGCCGUGGAGGUAUGGCAAAGACAGGCUGAAUGGAUCAUCCUCGCGUACAUGUGGCAGCGGGCACGGAUGGACAACGACGACCUUCUGGGGACGGACCCGGGCUCCGCGUGGGUGCCGUACCUGCCGGAGCGAGAGUUCCUCAGGAUGUCGGAGUAUUUGCCCGAUGAGAAGCAUCCGUGGGUCAAGCAGGCGAGGCAGAGUGCGCCCCAGCUGCGUCCGCGGAUCAUGGUGCGAUAUUGUACCAAUGAGUGUUAUCUACCGGAGCGCCUUCCUAAGCACUUUGGGACUUAUUGA
Aspergillus fumigatus Af293 is the source of this 1083-nucleotide messenger RNA. Its product is annotated as 2EXR domain-containing protein. The transcript has a single exon. The coding region runs from base 1 to 1083 and encodes 360 amino acids. Lineage: Eukaryota; Fungi; Ascomycota; Eurotiomycetes; Eurotiales; Aspergillaceae. The record is from RefSeq and is a predicted model, not a curated record.